AUGGCUGUUGCUCAAUCAGCUGGACACGAAGAAUCUGAUGAUUCCCUUUAUCCGAUUGCCGUCCUCAUCGACGAACUGCGAAAUGAAGAUGUACACUUGCGAUUGAACAGCAUCCGUAAACUCUCGACCAUUGCACUUGCACUUGGUGUUGAACGUACUCGUAAUGAGCUUAUCCAGUUCCUAACAGACACGAUUUACGAUGAAGAUGAAGUUUUACUAAUCCUUGCUGAUCAACUCGGAAAUUUCACUCCACUUGUGGGUGGACCCGACUAUGUUCACUGUUUGCUACCACCGCUUGAAAACCUGGCUACUGUUGAAGAAACGGUUGUCAGAGAUAAGGCGGUUGAAAGUUUACGGAAAAUCGCUGACAAGCACAGCACAGCAGCCCUAGAGGAGUACUUCAUACCGAUGCUCAAACGCCUAGCAACAGGCGACUGGUUCACGUCACGCACAUCGGCAUGUGGGCUAUUCAGCGUUGCCUACCCAAGAGUUAGCCCGGCAAUCAAGGCUGAGUUGAGAAGCCUGUUCCGUCAGAUGUGUCGCGACGAUACGCCAAUGGUUCGUCGUGCAGCUGCUGCAAAACUCGGAGAUUUCGCAAAGGUAUUUGUAUUUGAGCGUGACUACCUCGUCGACGAGCUUCACGCCAUGUUCUGCGACUUGGCAGUAGAUGAGCAGGAUUCUGUUCGCCUGCUGGCUGUUGAAGGCUGCAUCGCAAUGGCAGGCCUGCUGUCGGAGGAAAGCCGCAGGGAUCUCGUCCGUCCAGUACUGAUGGGUCUUAUCGAUGACAAGAGCUGGCGUGUACGAUUCAUGGUAGCGGAGAAGUUGACCGAGAUCCAAGAAGCUAUUGGUGAAGACAUGACCAUGUCUGAGCUGGUUCCUGCAUUUACCAACCUAUUGAAAGACCCUGAAGGAGAAGUUCGUGGCGCAGCAGCUCAGAAACUGAACACUUUCUGCGCUAAUCUCAAGAAAAGCACACGAGAGUCGGCUAUCCUCAACAAUAUUCUCCCAGUCGUAAAGGAAUUGGUGACCGAUCCAAAUCAGCACGUGAAGACCGAGCUGGCUGGAGUGAUCAUGGGCUUGGCACCACUGGUCGGUAAGGAGAACACCAUUUCGCAGCUUCUGCCCAUUUACAUGCAGUUGCUGAAGGAUAGUACUGCCGAAGUCCGCCUCAACAUCAUCAGUAGCCUCGACAAGGUCAACGAUGUCAUCGGUGCAUCGCAGCUUUCACAGUCACUCCUGCCAGCAAUCGUUGAACUUGCUGAGGAUGGAAAGUGGCGCGUCAGACUGGCCAUCGUCCAGUUCAUGCCUCUUCUUGCAGCACAGCUCGGACAAGCGUUCUUUGAUGAGAAGAUGCUCCCGCUUUGUCUGAAUUGGCUUUGUGAUCAUGUUUAUGCAAUCCGCGAAGCUGCUACGGCUAUACUCACUGAGCUCGCUGGAAAGUUCGGUGGCGAGUGGGCAACGAAGAAUAUCAUGCCGAAAGUGCUCACCUUGUCCAAGGAUCUCAAUUACCUUCAUCGUAUGACUUGUCUGUUUUGCCUCAAUUCACUUGCCGAAGCUGUGGGACCUGAACAAACAGCUAAGGAGAUCAUGCCUGUGAUCAAGGAGCUCAGUGAAGACAAUGUGCCGAACGUACGCUUCAACGUGGCUAAGGGAUUGAUGAAAAUUGGAAAAGUAGUGGAUUCGAGUGUCCUACAAAAUGAGAUCAAGCCAAUUCUGAUGAACUUAUGCAACGAUGCUGAUUUUGACGUCCGGUAUUUCGCCGAAGAAACAAAGAACGCCCUAGGGUUGCAUUAG
Molecule: messenger RNA, 1794 nt
Organism: Haemonchus placei
Lineage: Eukaryota; Metazoa; Nematoda; Chromadorea; Rhabditida; Trichostrongylidae
Source: the annotation of a GenBank genome assembly